Didymella exigua CBS 183.55 is the source of this 1152-nucleotide messenger RNA. RefSeq lists its product as uncharacterized. NCBI's taxonomy places the organism in Eukaryota, Fungi, Ascomycota, Dothideomycetes, Pleosporales, Didymellaceae. Bases 1 to 1152 code for a protein of 383 amino acids. The record is from RefSeq and is a predicted model, not a curated record. The transcript is spliced from 3 exons.
AUGGGCAAUCCCGACAAUGGACCGUUGAUCGUGGGGAUCACAUGGUGGCUGACAUUCCUGUGUGGAGGGUUCCUGGGGCUACGCGUAUACGCAAAGCUGAGUCGAAGGCAAGGUCUGUGGUGGGAUGACUGGAUUCUCAUAUUUUCAUGGGUCCUAUUGCUCAUUGAAGCUAUCAUAACACAAAUAGGCCAGCUGCUGGGUUUUGGAAAACGAACUGUCGACAUCGACCCCAAUAACAUCUUAACUGUCGCCCUCUGCACAUCGAUAGGUGCCUCGGUCUCCUGCUUCGCAUCAACAUUCUCGAAAAUCUCUUUCGGCGUAACACUCCUCCGACUGACCACCGGAAAGAUCAGGUGGACCGUCUGGUUCUGCGUAGGCACGCUCUUCCUCUUCAUGCUCCCGUCCGCCUUCAUCACCUGGAUCCGAUGCACACCCACCGCAAAAGCAUGGAACCCCACGCUUGAAGGACACUGCUGGAGCGCCGUCAUGACCGUCAACUACGGCAUCUUCAACGCCGCCUGGUGCGCAGUCGCCGACUUCUACCUUGCCCUGCUCCCCUGGACAGUGCUCUGGGGUCUGCAGAUGCGCACGCGCGAGAAGAUCGGCGUCGGCAUCGCUAUGAGCAUGGGACUCUUGGCCGGCGUCUGCGCCAUCGUAAAAGGCGUCUACAUCAUCCAACUGCGGGAAGCAGACUUCUCCUACAACGGCAAGGACGUCACCAUCUGGACCGCUGUCGAAACCGCCGUGGCCAUCAUCGGCGCCUCGAUCCCCGUGCUGCGUGUCUUCUUCCGCGAGCAGGUCUCGUCGUACAGCAAUUCCCGCGGCCGCUCUGCCGCACCCUCGACGUUGAAACGCACCCCGGCCACGACGGCGACGGCGCGCCACAGCAUCGCGCUGAACGCCCUGGGGCCGAGCAGCAAAGAGGGCGUCUGGACGAGGAUUGAGCCGAUUGACGAGCGCAGUGCGGAUGCGGAUGCGCGCAGCAAGGGCAAUCUGGGAGCGCGGCGCAGUGAUGAGGAGAUUGCAACUACGACUGGGGGGCCGGGGGAUGCAGGGAGUCAGGACGGCAUCUGGCAGACGACGACUAUUACGCACCAGGUUGAAGAGCGGAAAGGUGGACGAGAUGGGAGGGGGAAGAGAUGGCUCCGUUGA